UAGGAUGGCCAACGUGGAGUUUUAGUCCACGUAGUCGGUAGAGGAGUCCGCGACACUACUCCGCUGCUACCUACCGUUAUUUAGCGGCAGCGGAGUGUCCAUGAGGAUUUCUCCACGUACGAAAAAAAGAAAGUCGAGGAGAACAACUAUGAAUCGAACGAGUUCUCACGGUUCCAACUCAUCCGCGGUGGACAAACAAUUAGAAAAAUUACCACCUUUUAAAUUAUGUUUUUCCAAAGAUAGAUUAAUUGGCAAAUCGAACAUACGUGUGUCGAAAAUCAACGAAGAAUCGAUCACACCAAAAUUUUACUCGAAGGAAUACGAAACUAGAGCGAACAAUUUCAACACGAUUCGUACAUUCGAGGAAACUACGGAAGAGCAGGAAAACGGUGGCAAUUGUAGUAGACGCCCGCCAGUUUUGCUUAGCAGCAAUGCAUACGGCUGGUGGCACGAACAAGGAUUACAGCCGCUUCAAUCUCGAUUCGACUUCCAUAGAAAAACGUCCGAUUUAGUCAAUUUCGGGACAAACGUCCGAAAUGAGAAACGGAAGAUCGAAAAUUAAUAGAGUCGAAGCAGUGACGUAUGCAUAUAAAUAUUGCCAGAGACAAAUUCCUUUGUUUAUCUAUUAGAUUUUUUAGUUAAAGGCUAUAUACGCACGUACAUUCAUUAAAACGUAAACGAAACAAGUUGUAAUAAAUGGAAACAGGGUGAGUAGAAAUGAAAAUAAAUUUUCUGGCCGGAU
Messenger RNA from Bombus pyrosoma, 742 nucleotides. RefSeq lists its product as uncharacterized. The record is from RefSeq and is a predicted model, not a curated record. The coding region runs from base 101 to 562 and encodes 153 amino acids. The transcript is spliced from 3 exons. Lineage: Eukaryota; Metazoa; Arthropoda; Insecta; Hymenoptera; Apidae.